Molecule: messenger RNA, 384 nt
Organism: Rhodofomes roseus
Lineage: Eukaryota; Fungi; Basidiomycota; Agaricomycetes; Polyporales; Fomitopsidaceae
Exons: 3
Coding region: 87-332 (81 amino acids)
Source: RefSeq, a predicted model, not a curated record
AAGUACGGCGAGCACCUGUCGAAGGAGGAGGUCGAGGCCUGUCUCACCCACGUCGAAUAGGACUGCAGCUGUAACAGCAUGGUUGAAUGAGAAUUGGCCAAACGCCACUGCUAUACGGCCUCGGGAUCAACGUCUCAGUCGCACAGGCCAACUCGCUCCUGUCCGCAAAUACCCCAGCUGCGCGAUUCGAUCAUUGGAACAGAGACCGGACGUGGGCUGGAACCUUGAUAUACAGUACGCCGUGGGUCUUGCAAUUAACAUUCCCGCCCACUUCAUUACUGUCGGCGGCUCCUUCGACGAUGCCCUGCUCGACGCUGCAACUACCUCCUUAGCAUGGACAUCCCGCCGCAAGUCGUCUUAACCAACCACGGCGACAACGAAAAA